Molecule: messenger RNA, 747 nt
Organism: Arabis nemorensis
Lineage: Eukaryota; Viridiplantae; Streptophyta; Magnoliopsida; Brassicales; Brassicaceae
Source: the annotation of a GenBank genome assembly
AUGCCUGUGAUUGAUAUUAUCUUCAGAGUCGAUGAGAUUUGCAAAAAGUACGACAAGUACGACGUCGACAAGCACCGCGAGCUUGGCGCUUCCGGCGACGAUGCCUUCUCUCGCCUCUUCACCUCCGUUGAUUCCGAUAUCGAAGCUGUUAUCCGUAAAGCGGAGUUGGCUUCAACGGAGAACAACAGAGCUGCAGCGGUUGCCAUGAAUGCUGAGGUUCGAAGGACAAAAGCGCGUUUAGCUGAAGAUGUUGUUAAGCUACAGAAGCUAGCCGUCAAGAAGGUGAAAGGGCUUACAAAAGAGGAACGACAGUCCCGCUGCGAUCUAGUUAUCGCACUAGCCGAUAGGAUUCAAGCCAUACCUGACGGGAAUGAACAUGGAGGAGCAAAACAAGUUAAUAAUGAUUGGGGAGGUGCUUCUGCACCCAACAAGAACAUCAAGUUUGAUAUAUCUGAGGAAGACAUGGAUGAUGGGUUUUUCCAACAAACUGAAGAAUCCAGCCAGUUUCGACAAGAAUAUGAGAUGAGAAGAAAGAAACAGGACGAGGGUCUUGAUGUCAUAUCAGAAGGGUUGGACGCUCUGAAGAACUUAGCGCGUGACAUGAACGAGGAACUUGACAAGCAAGUCCCAUUGAUGGACGAAAUGGAAACAAAGGUUGAUGGAGCAACUUCGGAUUUGAAGAACACUAAUGUUCGGCUUAAGAAACAGCUUGUGCAGGUCAAAUCUAAAACAGAAACUGUUUCUUGA